AUGCCGCUAGACUCUGAGAAGAAUCUCCUACCAAUGGCCCGUGCGACUCCAGAAACUCCGGAGGCAGAAGACAAGGAGAGGGGGUUUUCGCCGACACCAAAUUCUUUGAAGACGGUUGGCGUCGAGAGGACAAUAUGUGUUCAAGAGGUAGAUGUUUCAGAUGAUGCCUACGUGAUGGACCCCAUUGCGGAGAAAAAACUGGUGAGAAAAAUAGAUAUACGGAUUAUACCCGCGAUGAUGGCAAUACAUACCCUCAACUUUUUGGCUCGGGCGAAUAUCGGCAAUGCUAAAGUGCUCAACGCGAACAAUGGUCACUCUCUCGACGAGACGAUCCAUGUCACCGACAAACAAUAUCUUGACGCACUCAUGAUAUUCUUCGUCGCAUACUCGAUCUUCGAAACACCUUCCAAUUACAUGCUGAAAAGAUUUUUUCCUUCUCGCUGGUUCGCAUUCCUCAUGCUCGGAUGGGGUGCCAUGGUCAUGAUUCUCGGUGGAGUGCAAAACUUCGGUGGGCUCGUCGCCGUGCGCUUCCUCCUUGGUGCCUUCGAGGCGGGGCUCUUUCCAGGGAUCAUCUACUUCCUGACAUUCUGGUACCCUCCUCACGAACGAGCGUCCCGUACCGCUUUGAUCGUCACGGGCGCGUCGAUGGGUGGCGCGUUUGGAGGGUCGAUCGCAUUUGGAAUAGGGAACCUGGACGGCGUGAAGGGUAUUGAAGCAUGGCGAUGGCUUUUCAUACUUGAGGGUAUACCGUCCGUCGCAUGUGCAAUCCUGGUUUUUUUCUUCUUUCCUGACUAUCCGGAAUCUGCCAAAUGGCUGUCGGAAGAAGAGCGUAAGUUAUCCCUUCACAGACUCAAGGGCAAUUCGUCAUCCGGGCACGCCAGAAUUUCGUGGGCGGAGACCGAGGCGACGCUGACGGAUGGGAGGCUUUAUCUCCACUAUCUGGCAUACGUCUCCCAAUGCGUCCCAUUUUCGAGCAUAUCCCUCUUCGCGCCGACUAUCGUGGCUGGCUUGGGGUAUCAAGGCUUGGACGCACAGCUGUUCACAGUUCCUCCGUUUGCAAUCGCGUUUGUCGUGACUGUGUCGGUAUCUCGUAUGGCGGACAAGUAUCAGUCAUGGUCCUUGGGGUCGGUGAUUGCGCUCACUAUGGCGGGAGUAUCUUUCCUUGUUCAAGUGGUCACAGGUGCAUUGCCGCCCACGGCAUUCAAGGCGCGAUACGCGAUGCUCUGCCUCGCAUCUAGCUUCACGUACUCUGUCAACCCGUGUCUUCUCAGCUGGCUGACCGCAAACCUGCGGAACACGAGCGCGACGACGCUCGCGGUCGCCUUGAACUUCACUCUCGGGAACAUCGGACAAAUCAUUGGUAAAUAG
Heterobasidion irregulare TC 32-1 is the source of this 1368-nucleotide messenger RNA. RefSeq names its product major facilitator superfamily. The record is from RefSeq and is a predicted model, not a curated record. Gene Ontology annotation, cellular component: membrane. NCBI's taxonomy places the organism in Eukaryota, Fungi, Basidiomycota, Agaricomycetes, Russulales, Bondarzewiaceae. Bases 1 to 1368 code for a protein of 455 amino acids. Gene Ontology annotation, biological process: transmembrane transport. Gene Ontology annotation, molecular function: transmembrane transporter activity. The transcript is spliced from 4 exons.